AUGUUGGGUUCUAGUACAAGAACGAUGCUUUUUCUUCUUCUCUGCAUAGGAUUACUAUCAGACAACAGAUAUAAGGUCUUAGCCAUGAGAAAUAGAGAGUUUUUCCUCGCACAAACACAAGAAGCUGAGCCAGAUGCAAUUGCUAAGCUCAAGAGCAUCAGUUUCCAUUUCAGGGAGAAAGGUGAAGAUCAAGAAAUGCUCAAGAACCGGAGAAUUCUUGAGGAGGUUAGCAAGAAUGAAGUGAAAGCUGAUCAGAAGACGCAAGAAGAACAAAAGAAUAAGACAAACGACUCGUUCAAAUCAAGCAAGAGACGUGUAAGAAGAGGAUCAGAUCCUAUCCACAACAAAGCUCAGCCAUUUUCUUGA
Microthlaspi erraticum is the source of this 366-nucleotide messenger RNA. Lineage: Eukaryota; Viridiplantae; Streptophyta; Magnoliopsida; Brassicales; Brassicaceae. The record is from the annotation of a GenBank genome assembly.